CGUCGUGCAAAGAGUACUACGUGCAGUUUUGCUGCAGUUCUGAGGAGAUAAAUCACCGCAAAAUGUUGCGUUUACGUGGGGUAGUACAGGCCAAACAUUUGAGGUUGUUGUCUAAGACAAUACUCCCAUCUGCCUUAUGCAAUCAUGUUCCACUGAGGUACGCCAGUCGUGAACCUUUACAUGAAGAAUGGGCGGAGCUUGCCAAGAAACAGCUGAAGGGGGCAGACCCUGAAGAGAAACUCACAUGGCGGACACCAGAGGGAAUCAACAUUAAACCUCUGUACACAAGGCAAGACACAGCAAAACAUGAGGAGGAACUUCCGGGUAAAUUCCCUUUUACGAGAGGUCCCUACCCUACAAUGUACACACAGAGACCAUGGACUAUUAGACAGUAUGCAGGUUUCAGUACUGUGGAAGAGAGUAACAGGUUUUAUCGAGAAAACAUCAAGGCGGGACAGCAAGGAUUGAGUGUUGCGUUUGACCUACCUACUCAUAGAGGGUAUGAUUCUGAUAAUCCUCGUGUCCAUGGUGAUGUUGGUAUGGCUGGCGUUGCCAUAGAUACAGUUGAAGAUAUGAAGAUGUUGUUUGAUGGAAUCCCAUUGGAUAAGAUGUCCGUUUCCAUGACGAUGAAUGGAGCUGUUCUACCAGUUAUGGCAAUGUUUAUCACCGCUGCUGAAGAACAGGGAGUAAAGCAAGAACUGUUGACAGGCACAAUACAGAAUGAUAUAUUGAAGGAGUUUAUGGUUCGUAAUACCUACAUCUAUCCACCCGACCCAUCAAUGCACAUCAUUGGAGACAUCUUUACUUAUACAUCCAAGUACAUGCCAAAAUUCAACUCGAUCUCAAUCUCUGGAUACCAUCUUCAAGAAGCAGGAGCUGAUAAUGUCUUGGAGUUGGCCUUCACUUUAGCAAAUGGACUUCAGUAUUGCAGAACAGGCUUAUCAGCUGGUAUGGACAUAGAUGCCUUUGCUCCUCGUCUGUCAUUUUUCUGGGCUAUUGGGAUGAACUUCUACAUGGAGAUUGCCAAGAUGCGAGCAGCAAGACGUCUUUGGGCUCAUAUGAUUAAAGACAACUUCAAACCCAAGAAUCCUAAAUCACAGAUACUCAGGUGUCAUUCGCAGACAUCGGGGUGGUCUCUCACAGAACAAGAUCCCUAUAACAAUGUGAUUCGUACAACCGUAGAAGCAAUGGCUGCAGUGUUCGGUGGUACCCAGUCGCUUCAUACUAAUUCCUUUGAUGAAGCUUUAGGGUUACCAACCGUCAAGAGUGCAAGGAUUGCAAGAAACACACAGAUCAUUCUCCAAGAAGAAAGUGGUAUACCAAACGUGGCAGACCCAUGGGGUGGGUCAUUCUUAAUGGAGAGCUUGACGAAUGAUAUGUAUGAAGAGGCAAAGAAAAUAAUAGAUGAGAUUGAAGAGAUGGGAGGGAUGGCUAAAGCUGUUGCCGAGGGAUAUCCCAAACUCAAGAUUGAAGAAUGUGCGGCUAAACGCCAAGCUCGCAUUGACUCAAGUCAAGAGGUGAUUGUCGGAGUCAAUAAAUAUAAGCUAAAGGAAGAGGAUCCAAUCGAGGUGCUUGCUAUUGAUAAUACAAUGGUGCGAGAACAACAGAUUAACAAGCUAAAGAACAUCAGAGAGACAAGGAACCAGACCGCUGCUCAGCAAGCGUUGGAUGACUUGACUGAAUGUGCUCGGACUGGAGAAGGAAACCUUCUGGAAAUGUGUGUCAAUGCAGCUCGUUUGCGAUGCAGUGUUGGUGAGAUUUCAGACGCUAUGGAGAAAGUUUUCUCUCGUCACGUUGCUGUUGAUAGAAUGGUGAGCGGAGCUUAUAAAUCAGAGUAUGGAGAAGACAAGGAACUAGACGCUUGCAUCGCUAGAAUUGAGGAGUUUUUGGAGAAGGAAGGGCGUCGCCCUCGUAUCCUGGUCGCUAAGAUGGGUCAGGACGGUCAUGAUCGAGGGGCAAAGGUCGUAGCUACAAGUUUUGCUGACAUUGGGUUUGAUGUAGACAUUGGACCUCUCUUCCAGACUCCUGAGGAAGUCGCCCAACAGGCCAUAGAUUCUGACGUCCAUGUUGUUGGAGUUAGUACCUUAGCAGCGGGUCAUAAGACGUUGGUUCCAGAGCUGAUUAAAGCACUCACUAAGAUGGGUAGAGGCGAUAUCUGUGUGAUUGUCGGUGGAGUAAUUCCUCCUCAGGAUUAUGAAUUUCUCUUCGACCAAGGAGUGAAAAGCAUCUUUGGUCCUGGAACGAGGAUUCCAGUUGCAGCUAUUAAAGUCAUCGAUGAUGUUGCGGAAUCAUUGAAUCAUAGGAUAAGUGGCAGUAACUAAGGAAAAUAUGUAUUUUGUUUGAUAUUAUUAUUAUUAUUGGUUUAUUCAAAACACUUCUUGUAACCCAAAAGCUGAAUUCCACAGUGUUUGUACAUAAAUAGUAAAAAACAAUAAAAUAUAACAAAAUACAGAGUUUUACUGUUAACAGAAAUAACAGCAAUACAAUAUAGUACCCUUGAUAUGUUAUUGUUAUGACAACAAUAUAAGUGUCUCUAAUGUGUUUGUUUUGAGGUUUGUUUGUUUCUUUGUUUAGCAGCAUAUAGCUUCCCUGGUCAAGUUUGAACAAGAUGACUAAAGUUGACCAUUGGAUGCACCUAUAGGUAACCAUUGAAUAUUGACUAGUAGUUUGGCCCCAGUUGCAGCCAUUGGAUUCAUCCGUGGUAUUUCUGAAUCACUGCUUCAUAAGUGGCAGUACUUAUGUAGGACUUGCCUUUAAAGGCGGUGGACACUAUUGGUAAUACGUUAAAAUAUUUAUUGGCAUGAAACCUUGCUUGGUAACGAGUAAU
Messenger RNA from Asterias rubens (European starfish), 2827 nucleotides. RefSeq names its product methylmalonyl-CoA mutase, mitochondrial-like. Bases 63 to 2321 code for a protein of 752 amino acids. The transcript is spliced from 19 exons. The record is from RefSeq and is a predicted model, not a curated record. Gene Ontology annotation, molecular function: methylmalonyl-CoA mutase activity; metal ion binding; cobalamin binding. Lineage: Eukaryota; Metazoa; Echinodermata; Asteroidea; Forcipulatida; Asteriidae. Gene Ontology annotation, cellular component: mitochondrion.